AUGCCAAAUGGCUCCUUGGACGCUCAUCUCUUUAGAGAGAAAUCUGGUGUGUUGAGUUGGAAUGUUCGGUACCAAAUUGCACUGGGCAUCGCCAAGGGUCUCGCCUAUCUGCACGAAGAAUGUGAGGACUGCAUCAUACACUGCGACAUCAAGCCUGAGAACAUACUGCUCGAUGCAGAGUUCUGCCCCAAGAUUGCCGAUUUCGGCAUGGCGAAGCUGCUUGGGAGAGAAUUCAACUCGGCGCUGACCACCAUGCGAGGAACCAUGGGAUACCUCGCACCAGAGUGGCUAUCCGGGCUGCCCGUCACCAGGAAGGCCGACGUGUACAGCUUCGGCAUUGUGCUCUUCGAGAUCAUCUCGGGGAGAAGGAGCACCAAGAUGAUGCAGUUUGGGAGCCAUCGGUACUUCCCUCUCCACGCGGCUGCUCAGGUGAACGAAGGGGAGGUUCUGUGCCUGCUGGAUGCUAGGCUGGAAGGCGAUGCUAAUGUGGAGGAGCUGGAGGUCAUCUGUAGGGUCGCCUGCUGGUGCAUCCAGGACCAGGAGAGCGAUAGGCCAUCAAUGGGGCAAGCUGUUCGCAUGUUGGAAGGUGUCGUAGACGUUGAUAUGCCUCCAAUACCAACUUCGCUUCAGGACCUUAUGGAGGGUGAUAGAAGUGAUACAUAUUCUGAUUCCUGA
Molecule: messenger RNA, 675 nt
Organism: Triticum turgidum subsp. durum (durum wheat)
Lineage: Eukaryota; Viridiplantae; Streptophyta; Magnoliopsida; Poales; Poaceae
Source: the annotation of a GenBank genome assembly